AUGGCCACAGGGAUCUGGCCGCCCGAUCCAACCCCUAUACUUAAAAGAUUCAACCGCAACACCCCUAAGGUAUCAAGCUCAGAUGAGAGCUCAGCUUCUGUACUUAGUGGAUCAGACUGGCGUAAAAUCAAGGCUCUAGUUAAUCAAACAGCAGCUGAUAGAACAAGUAAGGAGGUGAAGAAACUACACAGAUCACUCUAUCACAUCUCAACCCAAAACGAGCUACUCCGCCAUGAGAUGAAGGGACUAAAGGAGGCUCUGAGUACCAAGAAGAAGCAGAAGAAGAAGAGCUACCCCUUAGAUCUUCAAACUAAUCAGGAUGGGUAUCAUGGAGGAGCUGUUUUCUGGUCGCCAAGGAAACUUCGCCAAGCCCGGGAACGUAGGGUAGUAGAAGAACGUGAGAAAGACGAGACACAACUCCAAAAAGCUCGUAGAUUAGAAUUGAAAGAGCAGGCUAGGUUAUACAAACUUCAAGUAGCUCAGGAGAAGCGUGUGGAGCGGGAGAGACUCAGGGAGGUGCGCGAGAAGGAGAAGGCUGAAAAGAUGGCUGAACGGGCACGUGAAAAAGCAGCUCGCGACUCACAAAAGGCUAUUCAACAAGCCCAAAACAGUAAGCGCAAGGCCUCACAAAGCUCUACUCAAAAGCAGAAGCGUCAGAAACGCGUUGUUGCUGUUACAGGUGCUAAGGAGUCCUCAGGGGCUGCACCAGCUGCCCCAGGGCUGGGCGAUUACGCCCCGCAACGACAAAAUUAA
Messenger RNA from Pyrenophora tritici-repentis Pt-1C-BFP, 753 nucleotides. Lineage: Eukaryota; Fungi; Ascomycota; Dothideomycetes; Pleosporales; Pleosporaceae. The record is from RefSeq and is a predicted model, not a curated record.